UUUUGUGAUACUGGAUUCAUGAGCAGUAAGUUGUAAUUAUGAAGAACAAAACCAAAUUAAGAAAGAAUACCGGAAGGAAGGGCGAAGAGCAGAAGUACUCCGAGGAGCAGGUGUCAAUCGGCAAGCAUCCUCAGUGUGCCUACGUUUUGCAAUCACAUUUAUGACUGGCCAGGGCCUGUAAAACAGACAUUAAACAGAAGUCAGCAAGCAACUAUCAGGAAGUGGUUGAUGUGGGUGCUGUCAAACUCUUCUGUGAAUUAAAACCGACACACUAAAAAAAGGUUCACUCAAGUACAGUCCCCCCACGUGACCGUUAUGUUAUGUUUCUUGGUUAAGAAAUUAUCUGUAGGCGUCAUCCUUCACGGUAUUUCAGUAGGAAAGAACACUAAUUGUUCAGAUGGACCCAUUCUACAUUUCUCCGUUAUUGCGCUGUGACCUCGUUCCCUAUCCCGAAUGUAAGUGAAGCGAUCCCGCGUCGUACGGGCAGGUACAAUGUUCUGGUCAUUGGAAGGAACGAGUUUUUUACCAGUUUUUCUGGUAAUCUGGUCAUCCAGCACGUUUAUUAUUCCCUAUGUCACUGCGGUGCUAGAAGAGCACGUCGAUGUAAUCUUCCCAUACAUAAGCGACACGGGCAGAGAUCCACCGGAGAGCGGCGUGUUUGGACUGAUGACUGCUAUCACAGCGUUUACCAGCAUGGUCACCAUGUUUGCUCGCUACAAAUACUUGCAGAAGUUACAGGAAGUGGUCGCUGAGGCCCGGCCCGGCCUGAACCUGGCAGCCCUGGUUUGCGGACUGGUUUCCUGCCUGGGGAUGUGCAUCGUCGGUACUUUUCAGGAGUCGGUGCUGGAGAAGCCCCACCUGGUCGGCGCGUUUCUGUUCUUCGUGUGCGGCGUGGCGUACAUCGUCAUGCAGUCCGCCAUCUCGUACCGCAUGCAGCCCCACGGAUCCUCCCUGUGCGUGUGCCGUGCCCGAGCCGCCAUCUCCGUCAUGUCCGUGCUCGUUGCCAUUCCCAUGAUUGUCUGUACAGGGUUACUGAAAAUGAUGGACGAGUGGGACAUGUCUCGAUUGCACAGCAUCGGGCUCGCCGGGGCCUCCUGCGAGUGGAUCGUGGCCUUUGGCUUCAUCUUCUUCUUCUUCAGUUAUAUCGACGAGUUCAAGGUGGGUCGCCCUCUCUCGAGACCCGUCUACGGCUUUAUCUCUCGACCACAUUUUGCUUUGCAUCUGCCUCUCAGCGUCCGCCACCAUGUAUUAGCCUGGCUCUGCUGCCCGCCAUUUUGUUCACUUUGUUGUUCUCAAUCGGAGGCACCGUGCCAUAACAUUUUGUAGCAAAUGCUACACCCCGGAGAAGCACUGGAAUCUGUGGCCAUCGAGCUCAUAAUCCUGUUAUGCCUCCCGCACUUUCGCAUUCACCUUCUGCAAGUUUUCAUACGCCUCUUUCCUGCCCGAAUUGGGAUCGGAUCGCCGUGUUUUUUUAAUCUCAUCCCAUGCCCGUAAUUUCGGGUGAGAAACUGGGAGGCAUCUGCAAUAGCGCGUGCUGCCACCCCCAGGCCGCUCUGCGACAGCCCGUCAGCGAGUUACCACAGCUGAAGCUCUCCAGGAAACAAAAUGGACGCCGUGUAAAAAAAAUGUUACCAGCGUUUUUAUUUUUUAUUCAUUUAACCUUCAUUUAACCAGGCGAGUCCCACUGACAUUACAAGAUCUCUCUUUCGAGGGAGCCCUGGGCGAGACAGCAGCAAUGCAGUGUUACAGACGACAUGAAAGAAACAUUAAAAACAUAUAAUAACAUAUACAGUUGAAGGCCGCAAUCCCAUGCCAAAAAGGCAAACGGGAGGAAACGGAAGGCGGAAUUACACGUUCUCAUCGAUUACGCCUCCAAACCCUUCACUACAUUUCCGAGCGUCCUGAUUGAGAUCAGCUCAUCGAGCUGCAAAUAUUUGUGAAUGGUUCCAGGCUGUAGGGGCAGAGAACAGGGAAAUGUAACCCGUGUGACCGUUCGAGAGGACAUCGCAGGGGGACACCCUGUGGACUGGGGCGACUAGGAGCACCUGUAGAACUGGUGUCCCAUCUCCUGCCUCGGUGCAGGUUUCGAGAUUUUUCGUUUGGGCACUAACAGCUGUCCUUUUCCUUGUCCUCUUCCAGAGAUUCAGGCUGACGCUGAGUCUGGAGAUGCUUGCCUUCAACUGACAGUAUUUUCAUCCAAGUGCUAAUAUUUUAAUAUUUAUUUUUAUACAAGCUGUUCAAAGUGUUUAAUUCAUACUGAAUAUGGGCUGGAUAAUCAAGAGCACCGCUUUUACACAAGUGAUUUUUUAAAAGAUUUUUUUAAUCACCAAAAUCCAGGUCCACUGGUGGGCCUUCUCCUGUGUAAUAAAUGUAAUAAAAUGUAAUAAAAUAUAAUUAUUUCUCCUG
This is a messenger RNA of Conger conger (European conger), 2406 nucleotides long. RefSeq names its product DNA-damage regulated autophagy modulator 1 (gene dram1). The transcript is spliced from 6 exons. NCBI's taxonomy places the organism in Eukaryota, Metazoa, Chordata, Actinopteri, Anguilliformes, Congridae. The coding region runs from base 493 to 1326 and encodes 277 amino acids. The record is from RefSeq and is a predicted model, not a curated record. Gene Ontology annotation, biological process: regulation of autophagy. Gene Ontology annotation, cellular component: lysosome.